Messenger RNA from Trichoderma asperellum CBS 433.97, 1590 nucleotides. NCBI's taxonomy places the organism in Eukaryota, Fungi, Ascomycota, Sordariomycetes, Hypocreales, Hypocreaceae. The record is from RefSeq and is a predicted model, not a curated record.
AUGCGGAGCCCAGAAUUGGACAUUGAUGAAUCUCAGAUCCCCGGCACGGUUCUGCUCGUUGAUGUGGAGCACACCGUCGAGGCUCUGCAUUCCCAGAGCAAAGACAGCAUCAUCCUUAUUCCAACCCCAUCGAAUGAUAUAAAUGAUCCUCUAAAUUGGUCGCCAUGGAGAAAGCGCCAGCAUCUCAUUUGUCUGAUUGCAUACACGCUAUUUAAUGGCAUGAGUUUAUCUGUAGUGUAUUCGCUUCUUGUGCCUCUAUCAACAGCUUUAGAAGUCAGCGUGAGCGACCUCAAUGAAGGAACGGGAUACAUGUUCUUGCUAUGUGGCUGGGGCCUGCUUUUCUGGCAACCUUUUGCUUUACAGUACGGAAAACGUUUGACGUAUCUACUCUCUAUGCUCGGUUGUAUAGCUGUCUCCGUCUGGAGCCCAUAUGCCAAAGGCCAAGGCCAGUGGAUCGCUCGCAAUAUUGUCACUGGAUUCGUUGCCGCACCAAUCGAAGCUCUGCCUGAAACAUCAAUUACAGACAUUUAUUUUGCUCACGAGCGAGGCACCUACAUGGGAUGGUAUGCAUGGAUUUUGGCCACGUCCAACUAUUUUGCGCCCGUCAUUUGUGGUUUCAUCAACGACAGCAUGGGGUUCAAAUGGCCUUUUUACUUUAUGGCUAUAUUCGACGCUGCUUGCUUCCUCUUCCUCUUCUUCUUUUUAGAAGAGACAAACUAUGAGCGCCAAGCGGUAGGAGUGAUCUAUGCUGAAGAUUCCCAAGAGGGGGUUGCGGCUUCUUCCUGGGUCAAUAAUGGUGGUGUCAGCAGCAGAAAUAUCAUCCUCCAAGGCAGUGAGAAAACCUAUUGGCAGAAGCUUUCCCUGCUCGACAAGUCGCGACCAUUCACGAUGCACAAACGAGCAUGGCAGAUUCUCCGGUUGAUCGCCUGGCCAGUAGUUUUCUAUUCUGGCUUCUCAUACGGCACGUACCUCAUCUGGUUCAAUAUCCUCAACGCGACAUCGUCCAUUGUGCUUGGUGGUGCCCCGUACAACUUCCAGCCCAGUAUCGUCGGCUUAAGCUAUCUUGCCUGCAUAGUAGGAGUUAUUAUUGGAUCUGCAUACAGCGGCAUCGUCUCAGACUGGUUCAUCAUCAAGCUAGCGCGACGCAACCGUGGAGUAUUCGAACCGGAGCAGCGUCUUUGGCUGUUCGCAUUGACCACAAUCUUGGUGCCGGCCUGCCAGAUCCUUUGGGGUGUUGGUGCUGCCCAUCACGUCCACUGGUUUGGACUCAUUUUCGCGAUGUGUAUCCUUGCGGCCUGCAACACAGCCGGAAUUACGCUGUCCAUCGCCUACCUCGUUGACUCGUACCGAGAGAUAUCAGGAGACGGCCUAGCAUCAUGCAUCAUUAUCCGUAACACGAUGAGCUUUGCCAUCGGCUAUGGCAUCACUCCUUGGCUAGACGGCCUGGGACUGCAAAACUGCUUCAUCAGCGUCGCAUUUGUUGCAUUGGCUAUCUGCGCAAUCUUCUUGCCAGUCAUAUUUUAUGGCAAAGAGCUUCGUGGAAUGAAGCGAACGAGCUAUUGGAAGGAGGUCAAGCUUAGGCAGGAAUAG